Acytostelium subglobosum LB1 is the source of this 1021-nucleotide messenger RNA. RefSeq lists its product as hypothetical. The annotation marks the transcript as partial. The record is from RefSeq and is a predicted model, not a curated record. The transcript has a single exon. Lineage: Eukaryota; Evosea; Eumycetozoa; Acytosteliales; Acytosteliaceae.
UCUCUUUAUCUCUAUCUCUCUUGUUCUCUCCUCGKUUCGUACAGGGUAGAGAUACGCAAGGCCUUCCACUCGUUCUACUCGAAGCUCUACACCAAAGGCGCUGACGACGCCGAUGAGCAUGAGAGACUCCUGUCCCACUGGAGCCCGGACUGCCGGGAACACCUCCAGCCGCUCGAGGAGCCCAUCACGGCCGAUGAGGUCUUCUCCGCCAUCUCCACCACGGAUACCUCAAAGUCUCCUGGCCCAGAUGGACUCACUGGUCAGUUCUACGUGACACACGCCGAGGUCCUUGCCCCCUUCCUUGCCGCCACGUUCAACAACAUGCUGCUCGACCCUGAGACCAUCACCAGUGACUUCAAGUGUGGAAUCAUCCACACCAUCUUCAAGAAAGGCGACAGACUGGACAUUGCCAACAGACGUCCAAUCACCUUACUCAACGUGGACUACAAGCUCCUCAGCAAGGUCAUCAAUGCCAGACUCACCAAGCUCCUCGACAGUCUGAUCAACCCAUUACAGAAUGGCUUCGUCCCCGAGAGGCUGAUCCACGACAACACCAUCCUACUGCAGGAAGUCAUCGACACGGCUGCCCAAGACAUGGCCACUGGCUAUGUCACGCUGUUUGAUUUCCAGAAGGCGUUCGACUCCAUAUCACAUGACAGCAUCGAGCGCACCCUCCGCCACGUCGGCAUCCCACCAUUGAUGGUCGGGCUCGUCAUGGCCCUGCUGCGGGGAUCCGUGGCCAGAGUCAGCGUCAACGGCAUCCUCACUGAUGCCCUGCCCCUGGACAGAGGCACCAAGCAAGGUGACCCUCUCUCCCCGACGCUCUUUGUCCUGGUCAUCGAGGCACUGGCAGCAGCAAUCAACGCCGACCCAUCCAUCGUGGGCCUGCCGGUGUCACCGCCCCUCGACACAUUAGUCGACGGCAAGAAAGUCUCGACCGUCCGCAAGAAGGUCAAGCUUCUCCAGUUUGCCGACGACACUGCAGCGCUCACCAGGUCACUCGAGGAACUCUUGAGAGUGA